This is a messenger RNA of Anopheles nili, 828 nucleotides long. Its product is annotated as trypsin delta-like. Gene Ontology annotation, biological process: proteolysis. The record is from RefSeq and is a predicted model, not a curated record. Bases 1 to 828 code for a protein of 275 amino acids. The transcript has 4 exons. Gene Ontology annotation, molecular function: serine-type endopeptidase activity. NCBI's taxonomy places the organism in Eukaryota, Metazoa, Arthropoda, Insecta, Diptera, Culicidae.
AUGGUCAGUUUGAGCUGCAUCGGUGUCCUUUUACUGGGAGCCUGUUGCGUUUGCGCGUAUGUUCCACUGUCACUCGAGGCGGUCCUUACACGCGUCAAACGAGCUCCUUUGGCGAGUGGUGCUGGUGACCGAAGACUUCGAAUCGUUGGUGGCUCCAAAGCACCCAUCGAGGACGUUCCUUAUCAGGUGUCACUGAGGUACCUUCAAACGCACGUUUGCGGAGGUUCCAUCGUGUCCCACUCGUGGGUCGUAACGGCGGCUCACUGUCUGGACUGGUACCCGAGGAACGCCGAGCUUUCAGUGCGCGCGGGUAGCGGCUUCCUUUCGGCGGGUGGAUCAACUCACGAGGUAUUCUUCUAUCACCUGCACGAGCAGUACGAUGCAAACGGCUUUCAGUGGGAUGUGGCCACAGUUCGCGUGCGAACGCCCAUGGUUGGUCCAGGACGAUCGCCUAUUCCACUAGCGACGGUCAAGUCCCGAUGGCCGAGUCCUGCCGCGGGUCCCAUAGUGCUCGUGAGCGGUUGGGGUUACCUGACCGCUAAAGGCCACGUGGUUGACGACUUGCGCGUGGUUCGGUUGCACGCCAUCGAACACGAGAGCUGCAACAGCACGUGGGAAGGCUACGUCACACCGGACAUGGUGUGUGCCGGAGGUCAGGGAGUGGAUGCGUGUGAUGGAGACAGUGGAGGGCCGGCCGUGGUGAACGGGGUUUUGCUAGGAAUCAUCUCCUGGGGAGCCAUCGAGUGUGGGAGUGGAUUGCCUGGGGUUUUCACCAACAUCGCCCACCCGUCGGUAAGGAAUUUCAUUCACCGCACAACGAUGUUGUGA